This is a messenger RNA of Sarcophilus harrisii (Tasmanian devil), 2737 nucleotides long. It is a transcript of the gene KCNIP4, whose product is annotated as potassium voltage-gated channel interacting protein 4. The transcript has 8 exons. The record is from RefSeq and is a predicted model, not a curated record. Lineage: Eukaryota; Metazoa; Chordata; Mammalia; Dasyuromorphia; Dasyuridae. Gene Ontology annotation, biological process: regulation of potassium ion transmembrane transport. Bases 1538 to 2215 code for a protein of 225 amino acids. Gene Ontology annotation, molecular function: calcium ion binding; potassium channel regulator activity. Gene Ontology annotation, cellular component: voltage-gated potassium channel complex.
UUCUUAAGAAAGUAGUCCUUUAUAGCAUGUAUUUAAUAAAGGCUAGUUGCUUAAGAAAGUAAUGCCUCAUAAUAAGUACUGAAUAAAAGCUAGUUACUUAAGAAAGUAGUGCUUUACAGUAGGUACUGAAUAGGACUAGUUAAGAAAAUAGGGCCUCAUAGAUAUUUAAUAAAAGCUAGUUACUUAAGAAAGUAGUGCUUCAUAGUAGGUAGUGAAUAAAAUUUAGUUAUUUAAGAAAGUAGUGCUUUACAGUAAUUACUGAAUAAAGACUAGUUAAGCAAGUAGUGCUUCAUAGAUAUUUAAUAAAAGCUAGUUACUUAAGAAAGUAGUGCUUCAUAGUAGCUAGUGAAUAAAGGUUAGUUAUUUAAGAAAGUUGUGCUUUACAGUAGGUACUUAAUAAAUUAAGCUAGUUAAGAAAGUAGUGCCUCAUAGUAGGUACUGACUAAAGCUUAGUUACUUAAGAAAAUGGUGCUUAAUAAGGUACUUAAAUAGGGACUUAAUCAGGGCUGGCUUGCUUUCUUGAUUUAGUCUCAGAGACAAUCUGUUGGUGGCUGAUGGCGUGACAGGCAGGUGAGACGGCUUUGAGGAGGGAGGGCCGGGCAAGGUCACCUGCCUCACCUUCCCCUCCAGGGCCGUCUGGGGCCAGUGGCCAGAUGGAGAUCACGACAUGACAGGGGCGGCCGCGGCCAGACCCUGAUGCUGGCGGGAAGACUUCCGAUUCCCUCCCAGGCUGCUUUUCCUCAAUCUGGGCAGGUCCCUGGCCAUGCUGGGCUAUGAGGAGUAAUCCCAUCUGAGGGAAUCUCACUUUGUUCCCAUAAUAGCCGGUCUCCGCCGCCCGGUGUCAGCCAGCUGUCUCCAUUCCUCUUGCACCAGCCAGGCGGGGGCCCCUUUGGCCAUGUUAUUCUCCGCCCCCUCCCAGCCCCGGCCCCGGGACGAGCCCCUUCCCCGUGGGGGCUGCCGGCGCGGGGCCGGAGCGCUGUCCGAGGUCCCCAAGCUGAGUGACCUUGAGCUGCGGCUCCUUUCUGGGCAGCCCCCGGCUCUCUCCCGCUCCCGGUGCCCGCUCCCCGCCCGGUGAGGUCGGUCUGACACCCGGUGACCUGUCAGCUGUCUCCCCACCUGCUUCCAUGCUGAUUCAUUGAUGAGGAGAGUUGGCUUGCAGGCCCCGCCUCCCUCUCAAUGGUCUGGGAGCCGGUGGAGAGGAUGCUGUGGCUGGGGAGCCCGCUCUGCUAGCCGAGCUCCUUCCUACAAGUGGGCAGCGGCCAGCAGGCUGCCAGCGCCUCGGAAGACCAUAGUGCCCCCCGAGCCAUCUCCCGGCUCUUCCCGCGCCCAGCCUUUCCUCUCCGGCCGCCUUCUGCGGCUCUUUAAGGCAGCUCCUUUUCAGCCAGCACAGCUUAAUCCAAAGGAGUUGUAAGCAGCUUGGGAUAGAAACUGAGAUACAAGUUUCCCCUCAGAGACUGUCUCUCUGUCUCUCUUUUUUCUCCUUCCCUUUUUGGCAAAGACUUCUGGCUCUCCUCAGAGGAAUACCUUUUUGCUUAAGAUGAGUGGCUGUAGAAAACGGUGUAAACGUGAAAUAUUGAAAUUUGCCCAGUACCUUCUCAGGCUAUUAACAGGUUCUCUUCAUCCAGACAGUGUCGAAGAUGAAAUGGAAAUGGCUACUGUACGGCAUCGACCAGAAGCUCUUGAACUGCUGGAAGCCCAGAGCAAAUUCACCAAGAAGGAACUUCAGAUUCUCUACCGAGGAUUCAAGAACGAAUGUCCCAGUGGUGUUGUUAAUGAAGAAACCUUCAAAGAGAUUUACUCUCAGUUCUUUCCACAGGGAGAUUCAACAACAUAUGCACAUUUUCUGUUCAAUGCAUUUGACACCGAUCACAAUGGAUCUGUGAGCUUUGAGGACUUUGUGAUGGGUCUUUCCAUUUUGCUUCGAGGGACAGUGCAAGAAAAACUCAACUGGGCAUUUAAUUUGUAUGAUAUCAAUAAAGAUGGAUAUAUAACUAAAGAGGAAAUGCUUGACAUAAUGAAAGCGAUAUAUGACAUGAUGGGUAAAUGUACGUAUCCUGUUCUUAAAGAGGAUGCUCCCCGACAACAUGUGGAAACAUUUUUCCAGAAAAUGGACAAAAAUAAAGACGGGGUAGUUACCAUAGACGAGUUCAUUGAAAGCUGCCAAAAAGAUGAAAACAUAAUGCGCUCCAUGCAGCUCUUUGAAAAUGUGAUUUAACAUGUUGGUUAGAUCUCAAAUUUAAUAGACAAAUGUGAACUAUUCUAAAACAAUAUUCAAGUUGGAAUUACCACUUUUAGCAUAGACUGCUCAGCUUUACACUGAAGCAUAUUAUGCAAAUAAGCUUUGUUUUUAUUAUAAAGCCAUCCCCAAAAUUAUUUGUUUCCAAGAUAUCAAUUUGCAUCCUUUUCAUUAUGUCACUAAAUUAAUGGGAUGUUCUAAAAAUUUCCUACCAUGAAGCUAUUCAAAGAAAUGGUACCUGACAAACACAUAAUUUUAUUGGUACUCCAACCCUGGAAUUAUUGAGGCUUUCGCACAUCGAAGUGAUGUUAUGAUAGUGUUUUUUGCUACCCAUUUGUAUUAGAAUCCAGCCCCACUAUUGUUUUUUUUCCCUAAAAUACUGGCAUCAGUGUUUAAUUUAUAGAAAUUAGAUUUCAUUUCCAUAUUUGUAUGCUGUAAUCCCAUUUAUAUACUUUGAGUAAACAAAAACAAUUAUCGCUAUUAAAAAUUAUGCAGUCCCUA